CCACAACAAUAAAAAUAUAAAAAUAGCUUACCAAAUCUGCAUGAGAAGAAUCGGAAAUUAAGCGACCACGAAAGGACAACAAAGGCCGGUCAAGAAUCAGAGAAUGGAAAUAUUGGCAGCAAGACUGGAGUGAUGCGGUCCAGCAUAUACCGCCUCCUAGGGCGAUGCCUUGGGGUGGCAGGUUACAUGGUGCAGUACGGGUGCAUUGCCCACUGCACCCUGGAGUUCGUGGGGGACUUUGUUGUUUGCAAGGGCCCUUCCAUGGAACCCACUAUCUUCUCAGAGGAUGUCAUACUGACUGAGCACAUUUCACCUCGCUUCAACCGCAUCCAACGUGGUGAUGUCAUCAUUGCAAGGUCACCCACCAACCCCCACCAUCACAUCUGCAAGCGGGUCACAGGGAUUGGAGGAGACAAGGUCAAGAAUGGAUACAGAAUACACAUUGUGCCAAAGGGGCAUGUUUGGCUAGAAGGAGAUAACGCCCUUAACUCGACUGAUUCCCGCACUUUUGGCUCUGUUCCUGCUGGUCUUAUUCGUGGAAGGGCUGUGUGUCGUCUCUGGCCCCUCUCUGAUGUUGGAAGACUUGACUCAAUGCAGAAGUGGCAGAUAGAGCGGUGAUACUGCUUUGGCAGUCUCUUGGGCCCUACGCACCCUCCUUGCCACCAACCCCCUGCCCACCACCACACAUGAUGAGAAACACCUCUAUUGGGAAGCCAUGUGCAGUGUGUCAGCACCACUUUGUUUGCUCAUUAUCCGUGCCAUGUUUUAUUACCUGUUGAUGCUGGAAGUGCAUUUAUACAGACUUCAGAGAUGUCCUGUUUAGGUCUUCCUUACAAUUCAGAUUGACUUAUCCCUCUAAGUUUCUUGUGCACAAGACAGGGUCUUAAUUUUUUUAUUUCUUCUAUUUAAUAAUCUUAAGUAUUUUUUCCCAUAGUUCUCUGUCCUUUCCUAUUUCCCAGGAAGGGCUGCUGAAGAGGAAUGUCAUGAGAGAAGGAAUAGUAUAUAUGUAGAUGCACACUCACACUCACUCACACUCACACUCACACUCACACUCACACACACACUCACACUCACACUCACACUCACACUCACACUCACACUCACACACACACACACACACACACACACACACACACACACACACACACACACACACACACACACACACACACACACACACACACACACACACACCUAUAUAUAUUUUUUCUUUAUAGAAUCUGUUGAUAGCAAAUUUUAUAGGACGAAAUAUUAAGAGGAAGGGGAGAUGAUUUGGAUUGUUAUUAUUAAAAAUCUAUAAGUGACAUGGUAGCUUGUAUAAAAAGAAUGACCAUGUGAACAGUGGAUGUAAUAUUUUUGAGCUUUCUUAGGAUGGUGCUAGACAAAGUAAUUCCAUUGUUCCUUUGGUUAAAAUGUAGUUCUCUUUUGUGACUAGAUUUCAUGUCAAAGCAAAAGACUACAAUGAACUUGCAUGUAGAUCAUUUUUGAUGUAGAUUGGAAUGUUUCUGUUAGAGUUUAUUAUUUAUUGCUAAAUAGUCUUAUAUUUUAGCUAUUUUCCUAUCUGUUUGAAAGAGAAAAGUCAGGAUAAUUGAAUUCAGGUUUUGAAAGGGCAAUUCAUGUAAAAGUUUUCUUUGCGUCAAGACAAGAAAACAGACAGAUGACCCAUGAAAUUUUUUUCCUUUAUAUUAAACACAUUGAGGAAGGUAUCCUCUUCAGUAUGGUCAGAGGGAUGGAGUGAUUUUGUGUUUGAGAGAGGCUCAGGUUUGGGUGAUAGUUCAGUACUGUAGAAUAUACACAGAGGUUCAUCAUUUUGUAUUGGAUAAUCUCUGAACCUGUAGAUACUAAGAAGUAUUUAAGAUAAUAUUGCCCAUAAACCCCCAGUUCACAAUUUUGUAUACUCCACAUUAACAUUUCAGAACAGGAUGAAGGGGGAUUAAAUUAUAAUUAUUAUAAUUUUUUUAUGUUUGUAUUUUUUUUUCUUUUAUUAUUAUUAUUUUUAUUAUGAUUAUUAUUAUUAUUAUUAUUAUUCUCUUCUAUUCUGUUCUAUUAAGAUGAUAUUGUACUUACACAUGCAUUUCAACGGGAUUCAUGUUUUGUAAUGGCUGUAAUUGUUUUAAGGUGAUUUUCUCUUGAAACAUGCCAGUCUUGAGGUACUUUUAUUUAUUUAUUUAUUAUUACUUAUUUACUUAUUUAUUUAUUUAUUUUUAUUUGGAGUUAGUUCAUAACAUAGAGAUAUCCUGAGUGCUACCCUUGUCUGUAUACAGAUUACUCAAGUUGCAAUUUUAGCCUGGCAGAUGAAUGGUUUGAUGUUUAUGGCAGGAUAGUAUGUAGGAAUGGGGAAAUGUUUCAUUUUUCUGUUCAUUUAGGACUAUAAAAAUCACAUUGUUGUGGUGACUUUAGUUUCCCAGAGAGAAAAACUUCCAUAAUUGUAAUUAUUGUACUUCUUUGUUCUGCUAACAUUUUUUCUCAACCUCUUCUUUCUCCUUUGUUUCUUCCGUCUUCUUCUCUAUUGCCUCCUCCUCCUCCUCCUCCUCCUCUCCUC
Penaeus monodon (black tiger shrimp) is the source of this 2542-nucleotide messenger RNA. RefSeq names its product mitochondrial inner membrane protease subunit 1-like. Lineage: Eukaryota; Metazoa; Arthropoda; Malacostraca; Decapoda; Penaeidae. The record is from RefSeq and is a predicted model, not a curated record. Gene Ontology annotation, cellular component: membrane; mitochondrial inner membrane peptidase complex. The transcript has 4 exons. Gene Ontology annotation, molecular function: serine-type endopeptidase activity. Bases 133 to 618 code for a protein of 161 amino acids.